AUGCAAACAUUGAUUGACUAUAACGAAGAUGAUUGUCCGUGGUAUUACUUUGAUAGUUCGUACAAAACCCUUUUGGGAGCUUGCCUCAUAGUUUUUGGCGUAUUUGGGGUGCUGCUCAACGCUUGGCUAUAUGCCACGUUCAUCCACAGUCACCUGGUCAUAUUUAAAAGUCAUGUUCUCGUUCUUAAUCUUUGUACGGCUUCGUUGGGAAGGAAUUUACUUGGAUUUCCGUUCGCAGGAUCAUCAGCAAUAGCAAAAAGAUGGCUGUUUGGGCCGGCUUGUUGUCAACUUUUCGCAUUUAUGAAUCAAUUUUUUGGUGUCUUUCAAAUGAUCGCUUUAUUUGCAAUAGUACUGGAAAGGUAUUUGCUAGCAAGAUACUACAGGCGAGAAAGAAAUGUGUACUUUAGGUAUUAUUGGACACUAAUUGGUGUAUGUUGGAUGGUCGCAGUGAUCUUUGCCGCACCUCCCUUGUUUGGUUACGGAAUGUAUUCCUGUGACUCAACUGGUACUGUUUGUGCGUUAUUAUGGCCAUCUCUUAAUUCUGGUGCAAGGCAGUUGGGUUUUAGUGUGCCUUAUGUCAUCGUGUGCGGAAUUUUGCCAAUAUUCGGAAUAUUUUUCUUUAUGGGAAAGUCUAUUCGAUUAGAAAGAAUAUAUUACAGGAGUGAGCAACAAAGGGAAGAAAGACGGUUUACAAAGUGUAUCCACGUUGUGUGUAUAAUUACAUUGGCGCUAUGGAUACCAGCUGCAGUUUUAGCGGGAUGGCAGUGGUUGCCACUGUUGUUUUACGGUUACCGGCCACACGUACCACAAGUGCUUGCACUAUUUGCACCAAUAGCAGCAGAGGCAGCAACUAGUGUUCCCGUAUUAUGUUAUUUAGCAAGCGAUGAGAGACUCCGAGCGGCACUACUUGGUCGUAUGAGGAAACACUAUGCUUUGUUACAUCCAGAACGGGCUAAGCGAUAUAGGCGAAGUAUAUACUAAAAUGACUGAAUGGAAAACUUAAAAACUGAACAUGAAAAUAUUGUGAAAGCUAUGUUAACUAUCGACCUGUUAAAGGCGAUGGUAAAGAAAUUCAUAAUGGCCAGAAAGUUGGAAUUUCUGUUGGUAGAUAAGAAAUCGUAUUCAUACGGUUGUCAAAGGAAGCUGAAAUUGAUUCGCAGACUUCAGAAUUGCGACGAUAAAUGUUUUGUAAUUACGUUAACGUUAACGGGGAAUAAACGACUGCAAUUUGAUAAAUAUACUUAUUAUUUAAACUAAAUCUUGUUAUUGAAUAAGAAGAGAUAUUUUAUUCGUUA
Messenger RNA from Melitaea cinxia (Glanville fritillary), 1295 nucleotides. RefSeq names its product visual pigment-like receptor peropsin. The coding region runs from base 1 to 981 and encodes 326 amino acids. Gene Ontology annotation, cellular component: membrane. Gene Ontology annotation, molecular function: G protein-coupled receptor activity. The transcript has 7 exons. NCBI's taxonomy places the organism in Eukaryota, Metazoa, Arthropoda, Insecta, Lepidoptera, Nymphalidae. Gene Ontology annotation, biological process: G protein-coupled receptor signaling pathway. The record is from RefSeq and is a predicted model, not a curated record.